Molecule: messenger RNA, 843 nt
Organism: Priapulus caudatus
Lineage: Eukaryota; Metazoa; Priapulida; Priapulimorpha; Priapulimorphida; Priapulidae
Product: 4-coumarate--CoA ligase 3-like
Exons: 6
Molecular function (GO): CoA-ligase activity
Source: RefSeq, a predicted model, not a curated record
AUGUCUAAACUAGAUUAUAAUUUCACUAAGUUUUUCUACAUAGAAGAUGAAGUUCUAUAUCAGUUGAAAGACAGCGCCACCAGGUGGCUAAUAACAGUACCAGAGAACACACAGAGGGCGCAGCGAGCGGCUGUAAAGUCGAACACAAUGAAGGAAAUAUUCGUCUUUGGAGAGGCGGACGGCUUCCUUCCAUUCCGCACACUGAUGGAAGACGAGGGAGCAUUCUACUCGGCGCCAGUCAACGUAGACUGCGCCGAAAGCAUCGCCCUGCUCAUGUACUCCAGCGGAACUACGGGCUUGCCGAAGGGCGUCAUGCUAACGCCACGCAACCUGGUGGCAGUCAUGGAAGUUAUGAAGUUGCUAGGCAGUGCGAUCAAGUCUAAGGACAACACGCCGAUAUUGGGAGCGACAAACGAGGUGGUGCUGGGCGUGAUGCCAUUCUAUCACGUGUCAGGCCUCAACGCAUCAGUCAUAUCCAGUCUCAUGACCGGAUCCGCUGUGGCCGUCCUACCUCGCUUCCGGCCGCGGCUCUUCCUGGCCACGAUCGAAAAAUAUAAGAUCAAGAAAUUGUCGCUGGUUCCGCCUCUUGUGCUGUUCCUAGCCAAGCACCCUCUGGUGGACAAAUACGAUCUCUCUCACAUUCAGCUGAUAACGUGCGGGGCAGCACCGCUCAGUAAGGAGCUGGCUGAAACAGUCAUCAACCGACUGGGAGGGAAAGCCCAGCUGAACUUGUUUCAGGCUUACGGCAUGACGGAGACAACGCUAGCGACUCACGUCAUGAUGAACACAGCGAGUGACAAGUACAACAGUGUAGGAGAGCUCAUGUGCAACCUCGAAUGCAAG